Saccostrea cuccullata (small rock oyster) is the source of this 4939-nucleotide messenger RNA. Its product is annotated as protrudin-like. The record is from RefSeq and is a predicted model, not a curated record. Gene Ontology annotation, biological process: vesicle-mediated transport; protein localization to plasma membrane; endoplasmic reticulum tubular network formation. Gene Ontology annotation, cellular component: endoplasmic reticulum tubular network. Gene Ontology annotation, molecular function: metal ion binding. Lineage: Eukaryota; Metazoa; Mollusca; Bivalvia; Ostreida; Ostreidae. Bases 16 to 1176 code for a protein of 386 amino acids. The transcript has 12 exons.
ACCGGAAGUAACAGAAUGCGAAAUGAAAACAGAAAUAUCAAGAACGAAAUGGAAAUGAGUAACGACCCUCAGGUUCCAAAUGGAAAACGAAAAUCUACUGAAAAUGGUUCAAAGUAUGGAAGAAUGGAUCUAGCCGACUUUGUUACAGAAGUUGAAACAUUUUCUCGUCUAGUAGAACCGAUUGCAUUUGUUGUGUACUGCAUUGAAGAUAUACGAAAAUGGAAAUAUACAAUUGGGACUUUGGUUGUGUGGAUUCUGUGCAAUAUUGGUUGUCUUGUUUUAACUAAAGGUGCUGUGUUUACUCUGAUUUCUUUGCUGGUAAUAUGCAUUGCUACUACGUCCUUGGUACAACUACAUACCAGAAUCCUGGAUAAAUGUCUUCCCUCUACCUCAUCUCAAAAAGAGGAAGAGGAUGAAGACAUAGAAGAUGAAGAAGCAAUGAAGACUGUCAAACAGUUCCGCUAUAGCCUCCUACAAAUGUAUGAUUUUAUUGUACUUUGCAAUGAAGGACUAACACAGUUUUACAGAAUUCUCAAAUGGGACAACACUCUUGCCUCUCUCAGAUUCCAUGUGGAGAUAUGUGUAUUCUUGUUAAGUUUGGUUGUCUUGCCAACAAGAGGAAUUUGUUUUAUGCUAGUUAACUGGUUCUUUUUGGCCAAUGAGGUUGUGUUUUACAAAUUGUUAAAAUAUGGAGAAAAAGUGUGGGGCAUUUCCCUGUCUCCCAUACCAAUCAAAGACAAUGGGCCCAUCAAGGUUAGUAUAGAGUCCACUGUUUUGGAAGAAGAUCAACAGAAAUCUAAGGAAGAGGACACAAAAGAGCAGUCAGAGGAUUGUGACCCAAGUCAGCUGGAGAUCAUGUCUGAUGACUCGGAACUGAAGAGUUCCAUCUACUCCAAACCCAGCAUGGUGGAGCGGCUCCUAGAGCUACGGAAACGAAGACAGCAUAUUGCACAUGAAACUUGUCAUAAAUGUGAUGUUUCAUUUGCUUCCAUAUUGAAGAGGAGAUUCUACUGCCGACAUUGUGGAAAUAACUUCUGUUCAAAAUGCUGUAACCAAAAAGUUCCCAAAUCAAUGUUUGGAGCAACAGCUCCACAAGCACAGUCUGAAAUGGUCCUAGUUUGUGGUGUGUGUUAUGACUUACUUAUGAACCAAGCAGAAAAGGAUAAACAAAGUUAAUGGAUUGGUGGGAUGAUGUCAAGUCAAAAGAGAAAGACUCAGCUGUAUGAUAGAAUCCCACCUACUUUGCAUCUCUGAUUUAGAAAGUCACUGCCAAGAUUGUAUUUUAAUGUUGCAAAUAGAAUCCUUAAAUGUUGUAUGUAUGAGCAAGGAAAAUAUAUUUAAUUUCAUCUUGUCUGUAUGAUGGGCAAUAUAAACAUGUACUCUUUAGUACAUUUAGACCUCACUUGUAUUUUAUUUUGACCCUGCAUAGCAGUUGUUGAGGAUAAAGAAUCAAUCAGUUUUUUAAAUCUUUCAUUUGAAUUACUUGUACAUGAUACAGUCUUGCAAGCCAAUUUUGUAACAUAACAAUGUUUUGAACAAUGUCACAGAUUUUUGCCUUGCUUGCUCAAGACAUAUCUGUUAAUGAAUAUGUUUGUUGUUAGUUUAUAAUGUUUUGCACAAUGAUAAUUUAUUUCACUUGUUUCUUUUUUGUUAUGAUUUAGGUUACCUUUUCAAUAUAGUAUAUUAUACAAAAUGUAAGUGUAUCAAAUCUGACUUAAAAACUGAAGUACAUUGUUAACUUUUAUAUUUCAAAUUAUGGCAGUAUUUUUUGGUCAAGAAAUCCCAGAUAUCUUUUGUGUGUCAGAAUUGAAGGACUACUUGUAUUUAAUUUGAAACAGAAAAUGUGUUAUGUUUUAAAUUCUGUAAUGUUUUUACUAAUAAUACGGGUUAUUAGGUAUUUUCUGAAAUCCAAGGCAUUCAUUUGACAUACAUAUAUAAAUUGCCUAAGCUAUUUCUUCUGAUAGCUCAAUGUGAUAAAAGGGUAAAAUAUUAAAUUUCAUCUCAAAAACCUUUAAGACUUCGAUAGAAACAAAAAUUAUUGUAAAUUUAUGUGUAUGUUGAACAAGUGUAUGGCAUUUUAUUAAGAAAUGGAACAAUGUUAGGCAAAGUCUUACCAUGCAUGCAACAAAUAUCAUUUGUUCAUCAUUUUGUGAAGACUUGUUUAUUAAAACUAAAUACAAAUAAGAAGUCUCUUUUAUGGAAGAAAGAAUUUUUUAGUCAAAAAUAAUAGGCCUAUCUCACAAAUAUUUCUCCUGCAUAAAUAACACUGGCAUGGAAUUUCAGUUUCAAAGGGGGAUAAUUUACCUGAAAAAUCUUUGACAAGCCUAAAAUAGAUGAUUUUGUGGGGGAGGGGAGUUUUUUUUUUCUUUUUUGACAAUAAAAGAUUUCAGUUUGUUACCAAAAGGAAGGGGGCACCUAGCCUUUCAGUGAAUAUUUUAUUCUAUAUUAAAAUAUGGCAAUUGGGAAAAUGGAGGUCGAACUGUUUCUCUGAAGUAUUGAGUUUGCAAUAUUACAAGUUAAAAAAUUAAGACUUUUUUGUAAAGUAUCGGACCAAAAACACCUGGCUGACUAAAAUGUAUUGUACAUGAUGCUAUCAUGUGUUUUACUACAUGUAAUCUUCAAUACUUGUCUGCAUUGAAUUUAUCAAAAGUAGCAAAUAUUUGAGUCGCAAUGGCCAAUUUUUUUUUUUAUGGCAAUGGAAUUUAAUGGAAGAUUGAUAGACUAGUGUAAUAUUUUAUUUAGUGUGUCUGAUAUGCUGAUAAUGUUUUAAAUAUAGAAGUUUUUUGUAGUGAUUUUUUUGUAGUGGUGACUGGUGCUUCUAGUCCUUUAUCUAGUCUAAGUGUGAUGGCUUGCCUUUCAUGUGUGGUGUUGGUUUCAAAUUAAUAUUGAAAUCUAAAAUUUGUCUGAAAUUAGCCUCAAUAUCUUGUAACGUCUGUAUAUUUUUAUCAGUAUUAGAGGCAUUAAUUAUGAUUUCAUUGUUAUUAAAUAAUAAUUUAAUUUAACAUAAGAUGUAAUUCAAUUUUACAAUUGAAUAUACAUGUAUAUGGUUUAUAAUACAUAUACUUUAAAUUUGAUACAUAAACUCAACCUUAAAAUUUAUUGUCCAUAAAGAAAAAUAAAACAACUUAGUAUGAUAUUCCUUAAUUCGGAAUAAAAAAUUCUUUGUGGUAGGAUCAAAUUUGACCCCUUUUAAGGGAAUAUUGGAAUUUAAAAGCUUUGAUUUUAUUCCGAUACAAUUUAUUUCAUUUUUUUUCUUUUUUUGCUAAGCAGUGUUUGCUUUAAUUGCUUUGGAAAUAGUUUACAUUUCUCUUCUUAAUAUUUUUGGAAAAUUUUGCUCAUCUGCUUUUAAAGCUUCUCCAUUAUUAAAUUGAUACUGUUUAUGGUGCUUUUUCAACAAGUUUAACAUUUUAAAUUUGACAAUUAUCGGCUGUCUAAAUUCAUAAUUUGGAAAAAUGAAGGGAAGAGUGUUUUGGUGACAGUUUACUUUAGUUUGUUUGUUUGUUUGUGUUUUUGUUUUAGAGUAGUUGAAGUGUACAUGUUUUGAAUAUAAAUGUUUUAUCAUAGAAUGAAUUUGCUUGUACUGAAUUGCAGUGCAAUUUUUGAGAAUAGUGAAUACAUGUACUAUGUGUUAAUUUUGAGAUUCUUAAAUUGUUAUCUCAAAUUUAUGCUAAUUUGUUUUUAUUAAUUUAUGAUUUUUUUUUUUACCUUAUGCAUUUUACUCAUAACAUUAAUGUUAGUGAAAUAGUUUUGAUUUUUUUUUUUAAAGCAUUUUAAUUUUUUUUUUUUUUUACAUACUUCUAGCAUUAAGAUAAGUUUUGCAUGAAUUACAUAGAAUGUUAUUGUUGAUCUUAUAUUUACAAAUGUUAGACAAUAUAUUCUUUUUAUCAUGCUUUUACAGAUUCAGUGUAUUAGAAUAUGUUUUUAUAUGAUGACUAAAGUAACCUCUUUGAGUAAUCUUUUUUGAAAAAAAAAAAUGUUAUACUGUGUAUAAUGUAGUCAUAUCUACAUGUGUAGGUCGUGAGGACAGUUGUUGGGUGCAACCCUCACCCACCCAUCCCCACAAGAGAAACAAUUCUCAAAAAUAUCUUUUUAACACAAAUUUAAUUAAUUAAUUGUCUGUUUUAAGUAAGGCUGCUCAAUAUUUUUUUUAUUUGAUAUGUGAGGAAAUGACUAAUUCAAGAUUGCACCAAAACAAACCAAAAUUAACAGAUCAGGUAUCCACUUAUUUAAAACAUAUUGGUGCAAGGGGGGGGGGGGGGGGUUCAUCCCAGACCCUCUCCUGAAUUGCUUUUCCAGAAACUUGGACAAGGUGUGCUUGUUAUUGAAGUUGUUCUUUACAUUACUGGUAAAUAUGAUCAAGCAAUCCAGUCCAUGAUUUUAUAACUUCAUUGUAACAACUUAAAUGCUAAGAGGUAAUUUACUUUAGGGUAAGAUGAAAAAAAUCUAACUUUGGAAACUCUUUUAUUUUUUUUUUUUAUUACCAUCUGACUCUCACUGAAUUGUCACCCUUGAUGUCAUAGAAACAUGGCAUAGAACAGUGAUUCAAAUAUGCAAUUUACUAUGUUUUAAUUUUGACUCUCAAUAUAUCACUUGAAAUUAAUAUAGUUACAAGAAUGGUAAUGUAUUUUAACUAAGUGGCUGAAAAUGAUAUUUUCAUAAAAUUACAAAAUUUUUAUAGAAAAUGUGAUAAGUCCUAAAAAUCAAUUUAUCUAUUCAGACUUAACGGGACUGUAGGUGGUUUUGGUAGAUGGUUUAUAAAAUAAGGAAAGAAGUACAUUAUUAUAUGAGAUCUGUUUUAGAAUUCAAUUGUUUUUGAAAAUGAUUGAUAAAAUGGAUUUUACUUUAAAUAUGUUGUAUAUUAAUAUGUCAGCUCAAAUGCAGUAAAAUUAUUGUUAGAUUUUUUGUGUUGUGAAUAAAAGUAUGGAGUAAAGAUCUUUUA